Molecule: messenger RNA, 6447 nt
Organism: Paramisgurnus dabryanus
Lineage: Eukaryota; Metazoa; Chordata; Actinopteri; Cypriniformes; Cobitidae
Gene: itsn1
Product: intersectin 1 (SH3 domain protein)
Biological process (GO): clathrin-dependent synaptic vesicle endocytosis; positive regulation of Rho protein signal transduction; intracellular signal transduction
Cellular component (GO): cytoplasm; plasma membrane; presynaptic membrane
Molecular function (GO): protein binding; molecular adaptor activity; guanyl-nucleotide exchange factor activity
Source: RefSeq, a predicted model, not a curated record
GCACGGAGGAAGCGAGGAGCCAGAAGGGGCAAAGAAAUAAGCCUGGAAUUUAUCUCGCGCUUUAAACGAGACAAGAAGAGACCUCCGCCUCUCAUUUCAUAUUCCUUCAGUUUAUUCCACCACGGAGUGUAUGAAAUAUGAUGGGAACUGAACGAUGAGGAGUUUGUGCCUUGACGGCAGCUGACGGACUGAACCAUGGCCCAGUUUCCCACGCCCUUCGGAGGGGGGUCGGAUACAUGGGUAAUAUCUGUGGACGAAAGAGCCAAACAUGACCAACAGUUCCACAGCUUGACCCCCACACCUGCUGGCUUCAUCACAGGUGACCAGGCUAGGAAUUUCUUUCUACAGUCAGGUUUACCUGCUCCCAUUUUGGCCCAAAUAUGGGCUCUAGCCGACAUGAACAACGACGGAAAGAUGGACAUGCACGAAUUUUCUAUCGCCAUGAAGCUGAUUAAGCUUAAGCUACAGGGUCACCCACUUCCCCCAUCGUUGCCCCCCUCCAUGAAGCAGCAGCCGCUCUCCAUACCACCACAGCCCCCUUUUGGGAUGCCCAGUAUGGGACCAAUACCAGGCCUGCCACCGUCAAUGCCCUUGCCACCCCUGCCUGUGGGGGUGCCAGGAGGAGUGGGGGUGUCUCCUCCGUUGGUAGCAUCUGUGACCCCUCCGGUAUCAUCUCUGGCAAACGGUGCACCUGCUAUGAUACAACCCAUACCUGGACUUUCCCAUUCAGCUGCUGCACUCAACAAAACUGCUUCGUUCAACCGUUCCAGCAUCAAACUACAGAAAGGCCAGUCUGUGGAGGCACCUAGUGCUCCGGCAGCUCCACCGCCCACCGACUGGGCCGUGCCUCAGUCCUCUCGACUUAAGUACCGCCAGCUGUUCAACAGCCACGACAAAAUGAUGAGCGGAUAUCUCACAGGUCCACAGGCCAGAACAAUUCUUAUGCAGUCCAGUCUACCACAGGGACAGCUGGCCACCAUCUGGAACCUGUCAGACAUAGACCAGGAUGGGAAGUUGACGGCAGAGGAAUUUAUUCUGGCCAUGCAUUUGAUUGACAUGGCCAUGUCCGGUCUGCCCCUCCCUCCUUUACUGGCUCCUGACUUCAUACCUCCGACAUUUAGGCGCGUACGAUCUGGUAGCGGAGUGUCUGUGACCAGCAUGCACACGAUAGACCCGCGGGCCCAGGAGGAGCCGGGGGAGGAAGAGGAGAAAGAGCAAGAGAAAAAACUUCCAGUCACAUUCGAGGAUAAGAAACGCGAGAAUUUUGAGCGUGGAAACCUGGAGCUGGAGAAACGUCGGCAGGCUCUUUUAGAGCAGCAGAGGAAGGAGCAGGAGAGGCUGGCGGCGCUGGAGAAAGAGGAGCAGGAGAGAAAAGAGCGGGAGCGUCUGGAACAGGAGAGACGCAGACAGCAGGAGCUGGACAGACAGCUGGAGAGACAGAGGGAGCUGGAGAGACAGAGGGAGGAGGAGAGACGCAAGGAGAUUGAGAGACGAGAGGCUGCUAAACGAGAGUUGGAGCGCCAGCGACAGUUAGAAUGGGAGCGGACGCGCAGACAAGAGCUGCUCACCCAGAGAAACCGGGAGCAGGAGAACAUCGUCCUGCUCAAAGCCCGCAAGAAAACAUUGGAGUUUGAACUGGAGGCUCUGAAUGAUAAAAAGUCUCAGUUGGAGGGUAAACUGCAGGACAUCCGUUUUCGUCUUUCGACUCAGAGACACGAGAUCGAGAGCACCAAUAAGAAGCGAGAGCUGCGCAUCGCUGAGAUCACCAGCCUGCAACAGCAGCUGCAGGAGUCUCAGCAGUGGUUGAGCCGGUUGAUUCCUGAUAAACAAUGUCUGAAUGACCAGCUGAAGCAGGUUCAGCAGAACAGUCUGCACAGAGACUCUCUGUCCGGUCUUCAGAGAGCUAUAGAAAUGAAGGAGUCAACCAAACAGCAGCUCAAAGAACAGCUGGACACUGUGGAGAAGGAGACGCGCUCCAAACUACUUGAGAUUGAUGCGUUCAACACACAGCUGAAGGAGUUGAGAGAAAUCCACAACAAACAGCAGAGGCAGAAACAAAAGGACCUGGAGGCUGACAUCACCCAGCCGUCACAUGAUAGGACAUCCACGGAAUUACAAGAGUCCAGGUUGUCGGGGCCAGAUGAGGGCCUGUCACCGGCAUGGAGAGAUGGUGGUUUGAGGAAAGUUCCCACUCCUCCCUCGUCUCAUGCUUGGAUGAGUCGAGUCAGUGAAGAGGAGAACCAUAGCAAAGCUGACAUCCAGGAGAACCUCUCCAAGCUUUUUACACAGCAGACGCAACCAGGAAAGAUCCCGUCACCCUGGUCCAUGGCAGAGAAGCUCCCGGUGUCUGGUUUUAACCAGGACAAGGUAAAAGUGGUCUACUACAGAGCGCUGUACCCAUUCGAUGCCCGUAGUCAUGAUGAGAUCACCAUUCAUCCUGGAGAUAUAGUGAUGGUGAAGGGGGAGUGGGUGGAUGAGUCACAGACAGGUGAACCGGGGUGGUUAGGAGGAGAGAUUAAAGGAAAGACUGGCUGGUUUCCAGCAAACUAUGCAGAAAAGAUCCCUGAAUCUGAAGUUCCUCUCAGUUUGAGGGCCAGCGGCACCCCUACAUUAGGAUCCCAGAUAUCAUCCACUUCCUCAUCUAAUACGGCCACGCCCAUACAGCCAGUUUCCACAGAGCCUGCACCGAUACCCCCUCCCUCUUCAGCCGCAGCCCCACCAGGCCCCGCCUCCUCAUCUUCCUCAACAUCUAGCAAUUGGGCAGAUUUCAGCACUACAUGGCCAUCUAACUCAUCUGUGGAGAAGCAGGACAGCGAUGGGUGGGACGCGUGGCCAACCCAGCCCACUCAGCCUUCUCUGUCUGUGCCCAGUGGGGGUCAGAUGAGACAGCGCUCGGCUUUUACACCCGCCACACUCUCUGGAUCCUCACCCUCGCCUGUGCUUGGACAGGGUGAGAAGGUGGAGGGUCUGCAAGCGCAGGCUCUGUACCCCUGGAGAGCCAAAAAAGACAAUCACCUGAACUUUAACAAGAAUGAUGUCAUCACCGUGCUUGAACAGCAGGACAUGUGGUGGUUCGGAGAGGUACAGGGGCAGAGAGGAUGGUUCCCCAAAUCGUACGUCAAACUUAUCUCCGGACCCGUACGGAAAUCUAUGAGUAUUGAGUCUGGUUCCUCCGACAGCCCCCCCAGUGUUAAGAGACCCAGCCCGUCCCCGAACAAGCCCACGGAUCUCGGAGAAGAGUAUGUGGCAAUGUAUACCUAUGAAAGCAGUGAGCAAGGUGACCUGACCUUCCAGCAGGGUGAUGUCAUCACGGUCACAAAAAAAGAAGGGGAUUGGUGGACCGGUACUGUGAGCGGGAGGACCGGAGUCUUCCCCUCCAAUUACGUCAAACCUAAAGAUUCUGAGGGUUUGGGAUCUGCUGGGAAAACGGGAAGUUUGGGGAAGAAACCAGAGAUCGCUCAGGUCAUCGCCCCCUACACGGCCACAGGUCCAGAGCAGCUGACUCUGGCACCAGGACAGCUCAUUCUCAUCCGCAAGAAAAACCCGGGUGGAUGGUGGGAAGGAGAACUUCAGGCAAGAGGAAAGAAGCGUCAGAUUGGCUGGUUUCCAGCUAAUUAUGUUAAAUUAUUAAGCCCUAGCACCAGUAAGACCACACCCACAGAGCCCAUCCCACCCAAGCUGCCAACGCCCAAUGCAGUGUGCCAGGUGAUUGGCAUGUACGACUACACAGCGCAGAACGAUGACGAGCUGCCUUUUGGCAAAGGCCAAAUCAUCAACGUGUUGAGCCGAGAGGAUCCCGAUUGGUGGAAAGGGGAGCUGAAUGGUUCCGUCGGACUUUUCCCAUCCAACUACGUCAAGCUGACCACCGACACUGACCCCAGCCAACAAUGGUGUGCGGAUCUACACCUUCUCGACAUGCUGACCCCGAUGGAAAGGAAGAGGCAGGGCUACAUUCAUGAGCUUAUUGUUACAGAGGAAAACUAUGUCAAUGACCUGCAGCUGGUCACUGAGACCUUCCAGAAGCCUCUGCUGGAGUCCGAAUUGUUGACGGAGAAGGAGGUGGCCAUGAUUUUCGUCAACUGGAAAGAGCUGAUUAUGUGCAACAUCAAGCUGCUCAAGGCGUUGCGGGUGAGGAAGAAGAUGUCAGGGGAGCGCAUGCCGGUGAAGAUGAUUGGUGACAUCCUGACAGCUCAGCUUCCUCACAUGCAGCCGUACAUCCGCUUCUGCAGCUGCCAGCUCAACGGCGCCACCCUCAUCCAGCAGAAAACAGAUGAGGUGCCGGAAUUCAAAGAGUUUGUUAAGAGGUUGGCGAUGGACCCUCGCUGUAAGGGAAUGCCCCUGUCCAGUUUCCUCCUCAAACCCAUGCAGAGAGUCACUCGGUACCCUCUCAUCAUCAAAAACAUUUUAGAGAAUACCCCAGAGAGUCAUCCGGACCACAGUCACUUGCGUUUAGCGCUGGAGAAGGCUGAGGAGCUGUGCUCGCAGGUCAACGAAGGCGUGCGUGAGAAAGAAAAUUCGGACCGCUUGGAGUGGAUCCAGGCCCAUGUGCAAUGUGAGGGGCUUUCAGAGCAACUUGUCUUCAACUCCGUUACGAACUGCCUGGGACCUCGAAAAUUCCUGCACAGUGGCAAACUGUACAAAGCCAAAAGCAACAAGGAGCUUUACGGCUUCCUGUUUAAUGACUUCCUGCUCCUCACGCAGAUCAUCAAACCUCUCGGCUCGUCUGGAAACGACAAGGUUUUCAGCAGCAAGUCACACCUGCAGUAUCGCAUGUACAAAACGCCCAUCUUUCUGAACGAGGUGUUGGUAAAGCUGCCUACUGAUCCUUCAGGAGAUGAACCCAUAUUCCACAUCUCUCACAUUGACAGGGUCUACACUAUACGGGCUGAGAGCAUAAACGAGCGGACGGCCUGGGUACAAAAGAUCAAAGCUGCCUCUGAGCUCUUUAUCGAAACAGAGAAGAAGAAGAGAGAGAAAGCGUACCUGGUGAGGUCUCAAAGGGCCACAGGGAUUGGACGGCUGAUGGUGAACAUCGUAGAAGGCAUUGAGCUGAAGCCCUGCCGCUCGAAUGGUAAAAGUAAUCCAUACUGUGAGGUGACGAUGGGCUCUCAGUGUCACGUGACUAAGACACUGCAGGACACUUUGAACCCCAAAUGGAACUCAAACUGCCAGUUCUUCAUUAAGGACCUGGAGCAGGACGUGCUGUGUGUCACUGUGUUUGAAAGGGAUCAGUUCUCCCCGGAUGAUUUCUUGGGCAGAACGGAGAUUCGGCUGGCCGACAUUAAGAAGGACCAGGGCUCUAAAGGCCCCAUCACCAAGCGUCUGCUUUUACAUGAAGUCCCCACGGGCGAGAUUGUGGUCCGACUGGACCUUCAGCUCUUUGACGAACCCUGAUCCGUGUUGUUCGACCUGACCUUUUGCCCCUCAGAUCCCAUAUGUGCUGCUCCUCCGUGGUGAAAGCCAUCAGCCUAUGUGACAAUCCCACUCCACCCAGCAUCGUGAACCCAGAGCGUGAAUGUCUUUCCCCAAGAAAUAUGUGAUCGGGAUGAAAUUUUUGUUGUCCUUGGUAGCAUUUAAAGCCAAGCGUUGUGUGCGCGAGUGUAAAUGAAGGAUGCACUGUAGAGAAAAAAAUAUUUCAGUCUCUAAUGAUGUGAAGGAUGUCUCAGGAUGCUGUAAGUUUUAUUUAAGCUGGAAAUUUGCCAUAACUUUUUCGCAGCUAUUUAUUUUAAAAUGCAUAGAAUCGUCAUAUAAUGAAAACUUGUUCCAGGUGAUUCCAAGUGCCAUUCCGAUGACUCCCAUAGGUGAAUCUCACAAAACUAUUACUUUAAUAUACAGAUUUAAAAUAAUUCUCAAUACUGUAUUGUUAAGUAUGUAAUGGUAGUAUUUAAAUGAAUUCAGUUUUAAAUACAAAAUUGUAAUACAGUAAUGAGAAUUUAAUCACAAUGAUUAACACGACACAUAAAACAUGUAAGGUUAAGGGAAAGAUGUACUGUAUUAAAGGUGCAUUGUGUGACUUUUUAAAGGAUCUCUUGACAGAAAUGCAAUAUAAUUUACAUAACUAGAUUAUCAGUUAUGAACUGUAUUGUUUAUAUUACCUUAGUAUGAUCCGUUUUUAUUUACAUACACCUCUGGUCCCCUUACGUGGGGGUCGCCAUUUUGUGCCACCAUGUUUCUACAGUAGCCCUAAAGAGACAAACUGCUGUACAGAGCGCGUUUCAUCACUACGUUGGUCAGACGAUGACAUGUUUGGCCCUUGGUGGCUACUUUAGCUUCUUUAUACUUUUUGAAAGGGAGGGGUGAGCUGCGGACUGCGCUGUUGGUUGCAAUUCACAGUCUCACAGCUAGAUGCCGCUAAAAAUCUACGCAAUGAUAUGGACACAUAAGGGUUAUUAAAGGACAAGUUAAACACUUAAAGCCCUGUUUUCAGAUUGUUUAUGAUGAAAUAGA